This is a messenger RNA of Macrobrachium nipponense, 1860 nucleotides long. Its product is annotated as beta-hexosaminidase subunit alpha-like. The coding region runs from base 61 to 1671 and encodes 536 amino acids. The transcript is spliced from 13 exons. Gene Ontology annotation, biological process: carbohydrate metabolic process; glycosaminoglycan metabolic process; ganglioside catabolic process. Gene Ontology annotation, cellular component: lysosome; membrane. Gene Ontology annotation, molecular function: beta-N-acetylhexosaminidase activity. Lineage: Eukaryota; Metazoa; Arthropoda; Malacostraca; Decapoda; Palaemonidae. The record is from RefSeq and is a predicted model, not a curated record.
AAAACCGUCGGCUGAGAUGCCACAAACAUCCACAAGGAAUCGAGAGACGAGACAAGUGACAUGUGGAAAGAACUCUUCCUACUAUGCCUGGCGUCAGGCACCGCCCUCUGCGGGUAUCCUUACAUCACGCCCACCCAAGGGCAAGUGUGGCCCCGCCCGAAGGAGGUACAGACCAGCCAGACGUAUUUCAAGUUGGAACCAGAAAUUUUCAAUUUCACCGUGAAAGCUCACAACUGUGACAUCCUUGAACUGGCAAUUGCGCGAUAUUCAGCCAUAAUAUUCUCCAACCCAAGUGACAGAAAGAGAGAUGUUACCCGUGGAGACACUUUGAAAGAUGAGAACUCCGCCCUUCCAAUCACCUCUUUGGACAUCGUUCUGACCAAGGAGUGUGAAAAAUACCCUUACCUGGGUAUGAAUGAAGAAUACGAGAUCAGGAUCGCCGGUUCCAACAAUGUGGGAACGGCAACCUUAAACUCGACAAGCAUCUGGGGAAUCCUGAGGGGGAUAGAAACCUUCUCCCAACUGCUGAUACCUGACCCCGAGCCUCCAACAUAUGUGGUCAAUGCCACUGUUAUCAAAGAUGGGCCUAGAUUUCCUCACAGAGGCUUGUUAAUCGACACAUCCCGCCAUUACCUGCCCCUGCUCCACAUCCUGUACACGAUCGACCUCCUGGCCAUGAACAAGAUGAACGUCCUCCAUUGGCACAUCGUCGAUUCUCAGAGUUUCCCCUACGUCAGCGACGCCUUCCCAAAUCUCAGCCUCAAAGGAGCCUACAGCCAGGAACGGCUGUAUUCGGCAGACGAAAUUGGCCAGGUCGUUGCUUACGGGGCAUUAAGCGGUGUCCGCGUUGUGCCCGAGUUCGAUACCCCAGGUCACACCUUAUCGUGGGGUCCCGGUCAACCUGGCUUCCUGACGCCUUGCUAUUCAGGAGGCAAACCAGACGGGACUUUCGGCCCCGUCGACCCGACCAACGAAGCCAACUAUGCCUUCCUGAAGACCUUACUGACGGAGGUCACCCAGAGGUUCCCUGACCGCUAUAUCCACUUGGGCGGGGACGAGGUCAGCUUCAACUGCUGGGAGAGCAAUCCCAACAUCACGGACUACAUGAAGAAGGCGAAUAUCACGGGCGACUACGGUAAACUCGAAGAGGUCUACAUCACUAAGUUGCUGGACAUCGUGACGAAUCUCCCAACUAAAAACGGGUAUAUCAUAUGGCAAGAAGUGUUCGAUAACGGAGUCAAACUCGCCCCAGACACAGUCGUUCACGUGUGGAAAGGCGGUUGGCAGGAAGAACUUGCUAAGGUCACAGAGGGCGGCUUCAAAACCCUCCUGUCCACCUGCUGGUACCUGGAUUACAUCAGCUACGGAUCAGAUUGGAGGAACUACUACGAUUGUGAACCCUUCGACUUCAAUGCCACCUCGGCCCAGAAGGAACUGAUCCAGGGAGGAGAGGCCUGUAUUUGGGGAGAAUUCGUGGACAAGACCAACCUCAUCCAACGCACUUGGCCCAGGGCCUCCGCAGUCGCUGAAAAGCUCUGGAGCCCCGAGGAACUGACGAAGGACGUCAAUUCGGCGGCUCCCAGGAUCGAGGAAUUCCGGUGCAAGCUCGUCUAUCGAGGUUAUAACGUGGAGUCACUGGGUCCUUCUUUCUGUCCGGGCGAUAACUUCUGAGGUCAAAUCAGUGUCUAUGGCAUCCACGCUUGAUUGGUAUUUUCCUUUUUCUUUCUCUUACUUUUUUUCAAAAAUUUCCUUUCUAUACACAGUUAAGAUUACAAUAUUUAACUUAUAACCUUUAUCCAAUAUUAAGAUAAAAGAGUCCUGUUAACAAAUUAAAUAAAGAGUUAAAACUCCCAAAAAUCA